CAAAGGAACAGAUUCCGGCUAAAGGUUUUCCUCAUAAAACCCUCCUCGUCGUUCCUUUCCGCCUUCACCUUCCUCGUCCUCAUCUACUUCAUCCCGAAGGAAGAAGAAGCGAUGCUGGACAUCAACAUAUUCCGGGCUGAAAAGGGGUUUGACCCCGAGCGCGUCCGCGAGUCCCAGCGCCGCCGCUUCGCCAGUGUCGAGAUCGUCGACGAGAUCAUCCACCUCGACAAGGAAUGGCGCCAGCGGCAAUUCGAGCUCGAGAAUCUGAGGAAGGACUUCAAUCGCAUCAACAAGGAGAUUGCCCGCCUCAAGAUCGCAAAGGAAGAUGCGACGGAGAUGAUAAAGAGCACGGAGGAGAACAAGAAGCUGACGGCCGCGAAGGAGGUGGAGGUCCAGGAAGCAAAGGUCGCGCUGGAUGCUAGGCUCGAGAUCGUCGGCAACCUCGUCCAUGACUCGGUCCCCGUCAGCAAUGAUGAGGCCAACAAUGAGGUGAUUCGGACAUGGGGGGAGCGGCGGAUGGAGGGAAAGUUGAGGAAUCAUGUUGACCUUGUCAAGCUGCUUGAUAUUGUGGAUGCAGAAAAGGGUGCUGAUGUAGCUGGUGGGAGAGGUUUCUAUUUGAAGGGUGAGGGAGUCCUCUUAAAUAUGGCACUUAUAAACUUUGGAUUAGCAUUUCUGAAGAAAAGAAAGUACCAACCAAUGCAGACUCCAUUUUUCAUGAGAAAGGACAUAAUGGCAAAAUGUGCGCAGCUGGCCCAAUUUGAUGAGGAACUUUACAAGGUGACAGGCGAAGGGGAUGACAAAUAUCUGAUUGCGACCGCAGAACAGCCAUUGUGUGCUUAUCAUCUAAAUGAUCGAAUCUAUCCUUCUGAACUACCUAUACAAUAUGCUGGAUAUUCAACCUGCUUCCGGAAAGAAGCUGGUUCACAUGGUCGAGACACACUGGGCAUUUUUAGAGUCCAUCAGUUUGAAAAAGUAGAGCAAUUCUGUAUUACCAGUCCAAAUGACAGUGACUCAUGGGAGAUGCAUGAGGAAAUGAUAAAAAAUUCGGAGGACUUCUAUAAGGAGCUGAGCAUUCCCUAUCAAGUCGUGGCUAUUGUUUCUGGUGCUUUAAAUGAUGCAGCAGCCAAGAAGUAUGACUUGGAAGGAUGGUUUCCGGCAUCACAGACCUACAGGGAACUAGUCUCCUGUUCGAAUUGCACGGAUUACCAAUCAAGGAGAUUAGGAAUUGGAUAUGGCCAGAAAAAGAAUGAUGAACAGGCAAAGCAGUUUGUCCAUAUGCUGAACUCUACAUUAACAGCAACAGAAAGGACCAUUUGUUGUAUUCUCGAAAACUAUCAGAGGGAAGAUGGAGUUGAAAUUCCAAAAGUGUUGCAACCCUUCAUGGGUGGCCAAGAAUUUCUCCCAUUCAAGCAGAGCCCAGAAGCCAAAUCUAAAAAGACUAAAGCUAAGGGUAAUGCUGGUUCAUAAGACAAGGGAUGGAGCAAACACAACUCAUCCAGGGGAUUGACACGAUCUAUAUGUCGACAUAAGAAAUAUGUUGCAUUUUUUGGCUGAUAUCCUUUGUUUACUAUUUAUGGUUAUUAAAGAAACCAUGCUGACUGUCUACAAUGAACUUUAUAGAGGGUUGAAGUUUGAACUUUAUGGAGCAUUGAACUUUAUGAUUAUGAAAGAAACCAUGCUGAUUAUUUUGUUAUCUUAUUUUAAUUAUCUUUGUCUAA
Phoenix dactylifera (date palm) is the source of this 1718-nucleotide messenger RNA. Its product is annotated as serine--tRNA ligase-like. NCBI's taxonomy places the organism in Eukaryota, Viridiplantae, Streptophyta, Magnoliopsida, Arecales, Arecaceae. The record is from RefSeq and is a predicted model, not a curated record. Gene Ontology annotation, molecular function: serine-tRNA ligase activity; ATP binding. Gene Ontology annotation, biological process: seryl-tRNA aminoacylation.